Messenger RNA from Rhea pennata, 3081 nucleotides. RefSeq names its product ubiquitin conjugating enzyme E2 Q1 (gene UBE2Q1). The transcript has 13 exons. NCBI's taxonomy places the organism in Eukaryota, Metazoa, Chordata, Aves, Rheiformes, Rheidae. The coding region runs from base 119 to 1348 and encodes 409 amino acids. The record is from RefSeq and is a predicted model, not a curated record.
UUCCGGAGAGCGGGGCCCGUCCCGGCCGCCAUCUUGGGCCGGCUCCGGGGGCUGCGGCGGCGGCGGCGGCGGCGGGGCCCGGAGCCGUUGGCGGCGGAGCGGGUCCCUCCAUGGGAAGAUGCAGCGGGCGGGGGCGGAGGAGGCGGCGGGGUCGCAGGCGGCGGCGGGGGGGCCCGGGCGGAGCGGGGCCGGGGUGGCGGCGGCCCCCGCCGGGCGGCUCCUGAGGCGGGAGCUGCGGCUGCUCGAGUCCAUCUUCCACCGGGGCCACGAGCGGUUCCGCAUCAGCAGCGCCUGCCCCGACGAGAUCAGCUGCGAGUUCGUGCCGGGAGCCGCCGGGGCCCGCGCCGGCGGCUCGGGCUCCCGGGGGCCGCCGCCGGGGCCCGUCCGCAUCCACUGCAACAUCACGGAGUCUUAUCCAGCUGUUCCCCCAAUAUGGUCUGUGGAGUCAGAUGAUCCAAACCUGGCAGCUAUCCUGGAGAGGCUGGUGGAAGUCAAGAAAGGAAAUACGCUGCUUUUGCAGCACCUGAAGCGAAUAAUCUCAGACCUGUGCAAACUCUACAACCUUCCCCAACAUCCAGAUGUUGAAAUGCUGGACCAGCCUCUGCCGGCAGAACAGAGCACACAGGAAGAAGUGUCCUCUGAAGAGGAAGAUGAAGAGAUGCCAGAGGACACUGAGGACUUGGACCACUAUGAAAUGAAAGAGGAAGAGCCAGCAGAUGGAAAAAAGACAGAGGAUGAAGGCAUUGGGAAGGAAAAUCUCGCCAUUUUAGAGAAAAUAAAAAAGAACCAGAGGCAAGAUUACUUAAAUGGUGCAGUGUCUGGGUCUGUGCAGGCCACUGACCGGCUAAUGAAGGAGCUCAGGGAUAUUUACCGAUCACCAAGUUUCAAAGGCGGAUACUAUGCAGUUGAACUAGUGAAUGACAGCCUGUACGAUUGGAACGUCAAACUCUUGAAGGUUGACGAGGAUAGCGCUUUGCACAAUGAUCUCCAGAUCCUCAAAGAGAAAGAAGGAACAGAUUUCAUCCUCCUAAACUUCUCCUUUAAAGAUAACUUUCCUUUUGACCCACCGUUUGUAAGGGUUGUGUCCCCUGUGCUCUCAGGGGGGUAUGUUCUGGGUGGCGGUGCCAUCUGCAUGGAGCUGCUUACAAAGCAGGGCUGGAGCAGUGCGUACUCCAUCGAGUCCGUGAUAAUGCAGAUCAGCGCCACCCUGGUGAAAGGGAAAGCGAGAGUGCAAUUUGGAGCCAAUAAGAAUCAGUACAGCCUGACAAGAGCACAGCAGUCCUACAAGUCCCUGGUUCAGAUCCAUGAGAAAAAUGGCUGGUACACACCGCCCAAGGAAGAUGGCUAGCACUGAUACUUGGAUACUGCAGGACCAAUUUGAUUAUCUUCUGAAUGCUGUACUUGGAUCUUAAGAUGCCUCUUUGGCUUUCUCCCAGGAUGUAAUAGCUCUGCCUGUUGCAGGACAAUAAUGGCUGUUAUAAACUCUAAAGAAACUGUUUAAGCAGUUGGACUGACCUAAAACACUUGCUGGACCCUUGCUAGCAGGCAUUCUUAUUAAAACAAACUUUUGAGCCUCUUGUAUCGCUGGAAACUUUUGACUCUACUCCAGUCUAGAGCAUCCUCCUUACCUAUGCUAUGGAUUUAAUUUAUUUUCUUAUUUCAUGUACACUGCUUUUUUUUGUUACAGUGUAUGAUGGAUGUGUAUGGAAAAUGUAUCUUUGGAGAAAAAUUACAGUUUGUUAAUUUGAAGAUGCUGGUCUGACUAAUUUUUUCCAAGCUGCUGUCGGGUGCAAUUCUACCCUCUGCUGGCAGCAGCAUGGAGCAAACCAGUUUGCAGUGGCUUUGCCAUGCUACAUCUUCAACACUGCAUCGGGCUGGUUCAGUUGCGAGGCAGUAAACGGAGUGGAGGGCCUGUGAAGGGGCUGUGUUGGCGGUGGGGGUAAAGGAAUAGCCAAAGCCUGCUUGGUGUCAACACUUCUGCGAUUUUCAUGGACAAGCCAAGUGGGAAAGUCUGGUACAAACUCUCUUGGAAGAAAGAAACCCUUCUUUCCAAGCAACAAAGGAGCAGGGCUUCCAGACUUUUCUCUUUAUAAACUGCAGACUUUUACACCUUGGGAAGCAGAGAUGGAAAGAUCUGUAAGUUACCUGUGCCCUGCUGUGGAUGAAUGGUUUGUACGUGCAUCUAAGGGCUGCCAGCUCUCACCACCAACUGUUCUCUUCAGUGUCCUGUGUUGCUAAGCAGUGAGAUAGAGAUGAGCAGAGGCUCGAUUGUGAUAAACCUGGAGCAAGCUGCAGCAGUUUUUGCCUGUCUCACCCUGCUAAAUGCGUGGGGUGGGAAAGGCGGGUGAGCAAGCUGAAUAUGAUAGAAGACAAGCCUGUAUUUAUGCCUCUGCACUGUGGUGCUGGUGAGUUGAGCAUGGCAACUGGUUAAUUACGAUACCAAGCAGUGUCCUGUAGCUCUUGACUCCAUUUCAUUAAAGUGGGAUCUCCUUCGCUGGCACAACCCUGUGCACUCAGCUAUGCGAGAUCAGCCCUUGGCUCAGUACCUGCAGUGCCGUACUAUAAACGACAGCUACUGAAUGAAGGUGGGCACCAGGCUCGGGCCGGGAGCACUGCGUGUAAACCGCAGCUCCGUGCUGCGCAGAGGCCGGUCUUGCUCAGAAGGGCUUAGUGCCUGUGCUGCCUCUUACUGUCUUCUGGGAGCUUCCUGACCUGCAAUAUCAGACUGGAGCAAGUGGCACCAGUUCUGUAGAUUUUAUUUAUUAUUUCCUCAUGAAUCUUGUGCUAUCUUUCCGAGCCUGCUGUUCCCGCUCUGCUCAGCGAUACAGGGCUAAGCUGCAGCAGUUAAUGGAAAGCCUUUGUACAGAGGGCUCCAGUCAUGCCCUACUGCUCAGGUCCUGUUCCUUGCUUGCAUCUCACCAACCCUGUAUUUAGGUUGCUGGAAAGAGAUUUUGGUUCCAUGGUUGCUCUAACUUUUGGUGUAAAGUCCUAGGCUGUAGGGCAUAGCUGACUCACUCAGUGUCAAAUCCAGCUAUCAGUAUUAAUUCAUUGUAUUUAAAUAAAAGUUAUUAGAAAAUCAAA